Messenger RNA from Strongyloides ratti, 606 nucleotides. Its product is annotated as Thioredoxin-like fold domain-containing protein. Bases 1 to 606 code for a protein of 201 amino acids. The transcript is spliced from 2 exons. The record is from RefSeq and is a predicted model, not a curated record. Gene Ontology annotation, cellular component: endoplasmic reticulum. Lineage: Eukaryota; Metazoa; Nematoda; Chromadorea; Rhabditida; Strongyloididae.
AUGUAUAAAAAUCCACUAUCUCAUGGAUUUGGUGAAGACAUAGAUUGGGUAUCAUGGGAUAAUGCUAUUGAAUUAGCUGAACAACAAGAAAAACCAAUAUUUCUUCUUGUUCAUAAGACAUGGUGCCAUGCUUGUAAAUCUCUUAAAAAAACAUUAGAAUCAUCAAAUGCUCGCAAAGCUUUCAAAAUUCUAUCAAAAUACUUUAUAAUGGUAAAUACUGAAGAUGAUGAAGAACCAUAUGAAGAUGAAUAUAGACCUGAUGGUAAAUAUAUACCUCGUUUAGUAUUUUUAGAUAAAAAUGGAGAUCUUCUUGAACAAUUUAUUAACAAAAGAGGAGAACAAAAGAAUUAUAAAUAUUAUUAUUCAACGCCAGCUGAUAUUGUUGCUUCAAUGAAAUCAGUUCUUAAGUAUUAUGGAGUUAAAGUUCCAGAACUUGAAAAGGCAAAAUCAAUAAAACCAAAGAAAGUAUCAAAGAAAGUUGAUGAAAAAGAUGACAAAAAAGUUGAAGAAAAUAAGAAAGAAGAAAAGAAAGCUGAUGAUAAAAAAGAUGAAAACAAAAAAGAAGAUAAAUCAUCAUCUAAAAAUGAUAAAAAAACUGAACUUUAA